This is a messenger RNA of Boleophthalmus pectinirostris (great blue-spotted mudskipper), 2390 nucleotides long. RefSeq names its product cholesterol 7-desaturase nvd. Gene Ontology annotation, cellular component: chloroplast. Gene Ontology annotation, molecular function: 2 iron, 2 sulfur cluster binding; chlorophyllide a oxygenase activity. Gene Ontology annotation, biological process: cholesterol metabolic process; chlorophyll biosynthetic process. The record is from RefSeq and is a predicted model, not a curated record. Lineage: Eukaryota; Metazoa; Chordata; Actinopteri; Gobiiformes; Gobiidae.
AUGCAGGUGCGCUCUCUGCAGUCUCCACAGCCUCGUCUCUACCCGGCAGUGCGCGCUCUGACCUCGGCUCGGAGCAGGAUGGUGCAGGCGGUGCCCGCGGGCAGAGUGGCGGCUGCGCUCGGCCUGGCGGUGUCUGUCAUGUUCGUGUCCCACGGCGGGCCUCUGGUGGACGCUGACAACAGCGGGGAGUUGUCCUGGGUGAGCAGCGGGCUCCAGGGCGCAGCAGGGCGGACUGCGCUGUGCCUCUGUGCCGUGGCGUGUCUCCUAGUGCUGGGAUGGCUCUACCGCCUGCUCUUCAGCCCGCUGGAGCUGCUCAGGACCCCGGACCAAGUGGGAUACAUCGUGCCAGAGGGGCGCUCCAGAGCCCAGGCCGUGAACGACGUCCGGCGGCGGAGACAGACCGGGGAGCUGCCGCCUGUGUAUCCCAACGGCUGGUACCGCGUCCUGGACUCGCACCUGCUGCUCCGCGGGGACGUGCGCAGCCUCACGGUGCUCGGUCAGCAGGUGGCAGUGUUCCGGGGCCAGGAGGGGAAGGCCUACGUGCUGGACGCCUACUGCCCGCACCUGGGGGCCAACCUGGCAGUGGGGGGCCGGGUGGUGGGCAAGUGCCUCGAGUGCCCCUUCCACGGAUGGCAGUUUGAGGGCAGCGACGGAAAGUGUGCCAGGAUCCCGUACGCAGAGAAAGUACCAGAUUUUGCCAGAGUGCGGCGCUGGCCCAGUGUGGAGGCCAACGGUCAGAUCUACGUGUGGUUCCACUGUGACGGAGCAGAGCCGCAGUGGGAGCUCCCGGAGCAGCCGGAGAUCAGGCGAGGGGAGUGGGUGUACAGGGGCCGCACGGAGCACUACGUCAGCGCACACAUACAGGAGAUCCCAGAGAACGCCGCAGACAUCGCCCACCUGGGUCACCUGCACCAGCCCGGCAUGAUCGGAGGAGUAGACCUGCGCUACACCAAGAACAAAGCCUGGAAAUUUAUGCAACAUGACUGGAAGGUGGAGUGGCUCCCGGAGCCGGAGCCACACUCUCACUGCUCUCAGAUGCUGGUCAAACACGCCAUGUACCUGUUUGGAGUGCACUGCUCCCUACUGGACGUCAGUGUGGUGGCUCGACAGACGGGCCCUGGUGUAGUGUUCAUCCGCUUCGACCACCGCUUCCUGGGGUCAGGGGUCAUCAUGCACUGUGUCACACCCCUGGAGCCUCUGCUGCAGCUGGUCACACACACCAUCUUCUACCAGGCCAGCAUCCCCACGCCCGUGCCCAAGUUCAUCCUCAUGUCUGAGUGCAUACAGUUUGAGCGAGAUGUGAUGGUGUGGAACAAUAAGAAGUACAACCCCAGUCCCAUGCUGGUGAAGGAGGACAGCGCCAUCUUGAGGCACCGGCGCUGGUUCAGUCAGUUCUACAGUGAGAACAGCCCACGCUUCCAGUACCACAAGGACUCCUUGGACUUCUGAGCCCAGCACAGCAGCCUGUGUGUGGGCUGAGGGCCGCGGACUGUGGGCUGUCUCCUGGACGACACGGCCGCACGAGGAGUCUUCACAUGAUGAAGAGUUAAAGGGCACACACUAUGCAAAAUGAAUAGUUUGUAUUUUUGGGCUCAUUGGGCUCCACAGUUUUCCAGCCAGAAGUUAACAAACUUGUUUUAUUAAGUCGUUUUAGAUCAAUGUUCUGAUUUAAAGGAUCCACACAGGAUUGUACUGUUUACUGGUCUAAGUCAUAAUGUUAAACACAGACCUGGAGUCGUGUUUUGUUUCACUCACACAUGUUUAACACACAAACCCUGCAUAUUUAGUCUGAGUUCUUCUCUCAAACAAAAAAAAAAACAACAUUCCACCUCCACCUUGUGAAGGUCGCUGUUAACUACUAUUAAACUACUGCUUCAUGACAUCACAAAGUGAAACAGAGCUUUUUGAGCUGUGGAGAUGUAGACAGACAAAUAGUAAAAGGUUACUCAAACAUGUGAAUGAAACAAAACAGCCCCAGGUCUGUUUGUGAUGAGGUAACAGCAAUGGAACAUGGUUUAAAGUUCACAAGAGUCAAUUGUGUGUAAUUUAGGAUGUUUAAAAUGUCCAAAAUAUAACAUCAUGGUCUUCUUUUAAGACAGAUGCCUUUUGUGUCUUCAUCUAAACAAAUGUGCAUUCUUCUCCAGAGCCUGGUGUACAUAUAAACAUACACAACACACACACAACCAGACUCAUGUUGAUUGGUUCAGUGUCUAAACUGAAACGUCCCUACAGUCCAUUUCCCUUCAUGGCCAACAGAGGGCGACUGACACAAUGUUUUUUUGUGUUUCCUGAAAUGCAGAUAUUUAUACAUAUUGUAAGUUCUACAAAUUGAAAUAGCAAAUGCUGAGGUGUUUGUAAGUAUUUGAGAUUGUUUGAAUAAACCAUGACCA